AUGGGAGGCGAGAAAAAGGAGAUCCCCCAACAGAAGGAGCAGCAGCAAGAACAACAGCCAGAUACUCCCACAGUCAAGUCUCCCGUCGGAGAUUCCGCUGAACGGCUUGAAAUCCUGUGUGACCGACUCCGCCAGGACAUCGUCGAUGAACUGCGGGGUCAUCUGAAGUUGACUGUAGACUGUGCGAUGGAACGCCUGAUGAGACACACCGAAUCCCAUGACUUAAUGCGGUCCUCUAACUGGCUGGAGAAA
Dibothriocephalus latus is the source of this 252-nucleotide messenger RNA. The record is from the annotation of a GenBank genome assembly. Lineage: Eukaryota; Metazoa; Platyhelminthes; Cestoda; Diphyllobothriidea; Diphyllobothriidae.